AUGCCCAACCAAGCAGCCUGCAUCAGUUCUACCGAGCAGACCGCAUUAGCCCUACAGAGCAGACCACACCAGCUCUACCGAGCAGACCGCAUCAGCCCUACCGAGCAGGCUGUACCAGCUCUACCGAGCAGCCUGCAUCAGUCCUACCGAGCAGACCACACCAGCUCUACCGAACAGACCGCAUCAGCCCUACCGAGCAGACCACACCAGCUCUACCGAGGAGACCGCAUCAGCCCUACCGAGCAGACCACACCAGCUCUACCGAGAAAACCAAACCAGCCCUACCGGGUAGACCGCAAUAGCCCUACCAAGCAGACCACACCAGCUCUACCGAGCGGACCGCAUUUGCCAUACCGAGCAGACCACACCAGCUCUACCGAGCAGACCGCAUUAGCCCUACCGAGCAGACCACACCAGCUCUACCGAGCAGACCGCAUCAGCCCUACCGAGCAGACCACACCAGCCCUGCCGAGUAGACCGCUACAUCCAUACCGAGCAGACAACAUUAGCCCUAUCAACCUGCAUCAGCCCUACCAAGCAGCUUGCAUCAUCCCUAAGAGGCAGACAGCACUAGCCCUACCGAGCAGCCUGCAUCAGCCCUACCGAGCAGCCUGCAUCAGCCCUACAGAGCAGACCGCACUAGCCCUACCAAGCAGCCUGCAUCAGCUAUAUCGAGCAGACCGAACCAGCCCUACUAAGCAGACCGCACCAGCCCUACUAAGCAGACCGCAACAGCCCUCCGAGCAGACCGCACUAGCCCUUUCAAGCAGCCUGCAUCAGCCCUACCGAGCAGACCGCAUUAGCCCUACCGAGCAGACCGCACUAGCCAUACAAAGCAUACCGCACAUGCCCUACCAAGCAGCCUGCAUCAGUCCUACCGAGCAGACCGCAUUAGCCCUUCCGAGCAGACCACACCAGCUCUACCGAGCAGACCGCAUCAGCCCUACCGAGCAGACCACACCAGCCUAA
Molecule: messenger RNA, 969 nt
Organism: Dreissena polymorpha
Lineage: Eukaryota; Metazoa; Mollusca; Bivalvia; Myida; Dreissenidae
Exons: 2
Coding region: 1-969 (322 amino acids)
Source: RefSeq, a predicted model, not a curated record